Corylus avellana is the source of this 2076-nucleotide messenger RNA. It is a transcript of the gene SIGC, whose product is annotated as RNApolymerase sigma-subunit C. Gene Ontology annotation, biological process: regulation of DNA-templated transcription; DNA-templated transcription initiation. Gene Ontology annotation, molecular function: DNA-binding transcription factor activity. NCBI's taxonomy places the organism in Eukaryota, Viridiplantae, Streptophyta, Magnoliopsida, Fagales, Betulaceae. The record is from RefSeq and is a predicted model, not a curated record.
AAGAUUGUCCUACAACAUUCAUUCUAUGUCGGUCAACGUUUCUACGCCAACCAGAGUUUUCAAAGUUUCUAGAAAUGGGCUGAACCCGAACUGGGCUGACGAACCAGAAUUUUGAAGCGAUUCAAGUUUUUAGGCUUUUGCUUUGUCCAGCCCGACAACAUGUUUUUAGCAUCAUACUUUUUUUUGUCUCAGUUUUUAGAUAUCAUGGGGCAUCCAACCAAAUAGCAAAGAUGGCGCACUUGUUUCUCAGUCGUAGAUGAAGAACCAGUGGUGGGGAGCAACACCACCCACAUAUCCACAUAUGGUUUCUCUGCCAUUUUGGUCCCAAGAAACACAAUGGGUCUCGGUUUCAGGCUAAAUCUCAAGUGGCGUUUUCCGACUCAGUCCCAUUCUCUCACCAAUUCACCCUUCAGGAUUUCUUCUUCUUCUUAUGUUAGAGGCAAGGAGGCUUCUUUCAACUUGACAAGGCAGUCUUUCGUGUCUGUUAUUUCUGAUGAGAGUGAGGCUUCUUACAAAGAUCCUCUGAAAGCAUACAUGUGUUCACCUGCUGCUUCAAAAUUCUCGGAGAAUGAUUUUUCAGAAAUGGAAGACAAGAAGGUGCCUGUUAAAGAGGACAAAUGUACUUCCUCCACGAGCUUAAAGGUGUACAGGACAGCACAUUUCAAGUUGUUAAUGGAAAAUACUCACGUUUUAGAGAAAACUUUUGUUGAUUCAGACAACCUAGGGUUAGAAAGAGAUAUUCUUCUGCAGCUAGGGAGACUCGGAGCUAUAAACUUAUUCAAUACCUGUCUAUCAAGGACCCUUAAAAUCUCAAAUGUUUUGGAUUUGUCUGAUGUGCCUACUGAGCAUGUUGGAGAGCACAAGAUGAAAAGCGAAGUAGAUGAUCAUAUAGGAAAAGUUAUUGUUCACUCUGGGAAAAUGAAAGAAAGAAAAUCAAGAAGAGAGAGAACAUUGAAAAAUGCCAGUGAAAUUUCUUUUCUGUCAAUGCCCUCAAAAACCAUUGAGAAACGUUUUGGAAAGCCUACCGUUUCAUCUGUAAAAAGAGCAUCAAGGUCUAGAGGUAGAAGGCUAAAGGUUACCAGGAAUGAGGCUGAAAUGUCAAGGGGGGUUAGGGUGGUUGCGGACUUGGAGAGAAUCAGAAGAACUUUGGAAGAGGAAACUGGGCGGGUAGCCAGCUUGAGUUGCUGGGCAGAAGCAGCUGGACUUGAUGAAAAGGUGUUGCAGCAGCAUUUGCAUUAUGGUUGGUAUUGCAGGGAUGAGCUUAUACGGAGUACUCGCCCCUUAGUUCUAUACCUUGCAAGAAACUACAGAGGUCAAGGAAUAGCUUUGGAAGACUUAUUUCAGGCCGGAAAUCUGGGAAUCCUCCAAGGUGCUGAAAGGUUUGACCAUACCAGGGGUUACCGAUUUUCAACCUAUGUCCAGUACUGGAUAAGGAAAUCAAUGUCAAGAAUGGUAGCACAGCAUGCUAGGGGAAUCCAAAUUCCUUGCACAUUAAGCAGCACAAUAAAUAAGAUACAGAAAGCUCGAAAAGCUCUUUACAGAAGCCACAGGAAAUACCCAGAUGAUGAUGAAAUUGCAAAGCACACUGGUCUUUCUUUGGCUAAAAUCAGAUCGGCUAGUAAAUGCUUCAGAGUUGUGGGUUCAAUUGACCAGAAAAUGGGAGAGUACAUGCAAUAUAGGGAAGUUACUCCUGAUAUGUCAAUAAGGAGCCCUGAAGAAAGUGUGAUGAGGCAACACAUGAGAAAAGACAUCCACAAUCUUUUGAAAAGCUUGGAUUCAAGAGAGAGACAAGUGUUGUUCCUGAGGUAUGGACUUGAGGACUACCAGCCCAAAUCACUUGCGGAUACGGGAAAGCUUCUCCAAGUCACCAAGGAGUGGAUACGGAAGGUUGAGAAGAAAGCUCUGACAAAGCUUAGGGAUGAAGAUAUCCGCAGAGAUUUAAGCCAUUUUUUGGAUAUCUAGUUUCACCUUGUGUCUGUUACUCACCAGAAGGAAUAGUUGGUAUUAACCCAAUCACUCUUUUAACUUUCUGUAAGCCCAAAUGAGAAAUGAGAAAUGCUAUUUAUUACACUGGUA